Oncorhynchus masou masou (cherry salmon) is the source of this 3303-nucleotide messenger RNA. RefSeq lists its product as uncharacterized. Lineage: Eukaryota; Metazoa; Chordata; Actinopteri; Salmoniformes; Salmonidae. The record is from RefSeq and is a predicted model, not a curated record. The coding region runs from base 2418 to 3269 and encodes 283 amino acids. The transcript has 5 exons.
GCAAAAAAUAACACGCUCACCCAGAGGCAGUGCUCCUAGUAGCUGGGGAUUUUAAUGCAGGGAAACUUAAAUCUGUUUUACCAAAUUUCUAUCAGCAUGUUAAAUGUACAACCAGAGGGGGGGAAAAAAACUCUGGACCACCUUUACUCCACACACAGAGACUCAUACAAAGCCAGGGCUCUACAGUGCGAGUAUUUCACUCACAUAGAAAUAGAUAUGUGCAAAAAUUAUUUACGAGCACAGUGUGUGAGUAAAGAUUACAGUUCACCGUAAUCUAUUUUUCCCCCGCUGCUAAUUGUUUAAAAAUUACAAGUCUCACAAUCCACAUGCGGCAUGCACCAACCACAGUAGAGUUUUAUGUGAUGACGCAGUCCAGUCAGAGUGAGAGAAAGGUGAACAACACUGGAAAAAAGUAUCGGUAUAGGCUUUAAGUUAAAGUGCAGACAUCGCUAAAAAAGAAGCCCAUUCAAUUUUAUUUUAAGCGAGGAGAAAGAGGAAUCUGGUGAGGGGGAUUCGCAAGGUUUCAACUAAUGAAGCCUCUUCACAAGGUUUAUCUGAGGCGGCAAACGUUGACAUGGUGGCUAACUUUAGAGAUGCUGAGAACAUUAGCGAACCUGCUGAGAACAACGUUAGUGAAGAUACCGGGUCCCCCGCUGUAAGUUCAACGUCCACUGUAGCCAGCGGAGGGAUAAUAUAUACAGUUGAAGUCUGAAGUUUACAUACACUUAGGUUGGAGUCAUUAAAACUCAUUUUUCGACCACUUCACAAAUUUCUUGUUAAUUAACAAACUAUUGUUUUGGCAAGUCGAGUUAGGACAUCUACUUUGUGCAUGACAAUUUUUCCAGAAAUUGUUGACAGACAGAUAAUUUCACUUAUUAUUCACUGUAUCACUAAGUUGACUGUGCCUUUACAUAGCUUGGAAAAUUCCAGAAAAUUAUGUCAUGGCUUUAGAAGCUUCCGAUAGGCUAAUUGACAUAAUUUGAGUCAAUUGGAGGUGUACCUGUGGAUGUAUUUCAAGGCCUACCUUCAAACUCAGUGCCUCUUUACUUGACAUCAUGGGAAAACCAAAAGCAAUUAGCUAAGACCUCAGAAAAAAAAUUGUAGUCCUCUACAAGUAUGGUUCAUCCUUGGGAGCAAUUUCCAAAAGCCUGAAGGUACCAUGUUCAUCUGUACAAACAAUAGUACGCAAGUACAAACACCAUGGGAACACGCAACCGUCAUAACGCUCAGGACGAAGACACGUUCUGUCUCCUGGAGAUGAACGCAUUUUGGAGCGAAAAGUGCAUAUCAAUCCCAGAACAACAGCAAGGGACCUUGUGAAUAUGCUGGAGGAAACAGGUACAAAAGUAUCUAUAUCCACAAUAAAACGAGUCCUGUAUCGACAUAACCUGAAAGGCCGCUCAGUAAGGAAGAAGCCACUACUUCAAAACCGCCAUAAAAAAGCCAGACUACGGUUUGCAACUGGACAUGGGGACAAAGAUUGUACUUUUUGGAGAAAUGUCCUCUGGUCCGAUGAAACAAAAAUAGAACUGUUUGGCCAUAAUGGCCAUCGUUAUGUUUGGAGGAAAAUUAGGAGGCUUGCAAGUCGAAGAACACCAACCCAACCGUGAAGCACGGGGGUGGCAGCAUCAUCUUGUGGGGGUGCUUUGCUGCAGGAGGGACUGGUGCACUUCACAAAAUAGAUGGCAUCAUGUGGAAGGACAAUUAUGUGGAUAUAUUGAAGCAACAUCUCAAGACAUCAGUCAGGUAGUUAAAGCUUGGUCGCAAAUGGGUCUUCCAAAUGGACAAUGACCCCAAACAUACUUCCAAAGUUGUAGCAAAAUGGCUUAAGGACAACAAAGUCAAGGUAUUGGAGUGGCCAUCACAAAGCCUUGACCUCAAUCUCAUAGAAGAUUUGUGGGCAGAACUGAAGGUGUGUGCGAGCAAGGAGGCCUACAAAUUUGACUGAUUUACACCAGCUCUGUCAGGAGGAAUGGGCCAAAAUUCACCCAACUUAUUGUGGGAAGCUUGUGGAAGGCUACCCGAAACGUUUGACCCAAGUUAAACAAUUUAAAGGCAAUGCUACCAAAUACUAAUUGAGUGUACGUAAACUUCUGACCCACUGGGAAUGUGAUGAAAGAAAUAAAAGCUGAAAUAAAUCAUUCUACUAUUAUAAUGACAUUUCACAUUCUUAAAAUUAAGUAGUGAUCCUAACUGACCUAAGACAAUUAUUUUUUACUAGGAUUAAAUGUCAGGAAUUGUGAAACUGAGUUUAAAUGUAUUUGGCUUAGGUGAAUGUAAACUUCUGACUUCAACUGUAGAUUCAAAGUGAAUUGGCUCAAAAUGUUCCCAUGGCUAGAGUUAGAAAACAACGUCAUGUUCUGCAAAUAUUGUAGAGGUCAAUCUCCUGGUCAGACAACAGACCCUUGAGCACUCCCAUGCCAUUGGUGUUUUUGGAUGCCACCAAGGCUGCAUUUCUUGCUGUUUGCCCAGAGGAGGAUGGAGGGUCAUGGAAGAAGAAGUGUAUCUCCUUCUUAGCAGAUGGUGCCUCCGUGAACAUGGGCUACCGUGGGGGAGUGAUUGCCCACCUGCAGAGAGAGGCAGGGGGGCAUAUAACCCCAAUCCACUGUAUGCCACAUAGGCUGGAGCUGGCAAUACUGACCAUUCAGAAGAAAGAGCCAAAGGUGUCUGUCGUGUACGUUCUUCUGAAUCCGAUAUGGAAGACAUACCACUUCAGCGGAAAAUCCAAAACGAGAGCUCUAUGUUUUCGGGCAAGAGCUCGGUGUGGAUAUUUGCACACGCCUAGGGUCAAGGGAACUCGCUGGGUCCCCCAUAUCCACAGAGCCCUCAAAGUGUUCCUACAGCAUGGACAAGACAAGGACGUUGCCACUGACGAAUGCCAGUACUCCGUUGUUCUGCAGCACCUGGCCAUAGCAUCAAAAACAGCGGAAGUUCAAUGGAGGGCAAAGAAGGGAAUAACACUGAAGGGGAAUCUGAAAGGCUUCACGGACCUCACCAAUCCCCAGCUGAAGCAGCACGUGGAGGUGGCCAUCAACAUGGGCGUGGAUGAUCUCAAAGCCAGGUUUGGUAGUUUGCUGAAGGAUGAGGGUGUCCAGAUCCCAGUGGAGUCUUUCAGAGUGCUAAACCCUGACACAUGGCCAGGAGACCAGGCCAGCCUUCUCACCUUUGGCGAAGAUGGUGUGUGUGGCAGACCUGAUGAGGCAUUUCAAGGAGCCUCUAGAGAUCGGGGUGCAACAUGGCUGCAAUCCAGGAUGAGUGGCAGGGGCUGAAAAUCCUGGUCAGCCACAAUUUCAAGGACACAUC